UGAUUAUUAAUAAACUGUACUAUUGCUCAAUUUUCUGAAUUAGAUGUUAUAUAAUAAUAAUGGAGCGGAUGGAAAAUGAACUGCUGGAGUGUCGGGAUGUCAGACUUUUUGCAGAAUAUAAACAGACAAUGGGAUAUUUGAACAUUCAUCUCUUAUCUCAUAGAUUUUCUGAAAAGUAUCCCUGCGAAAGUGUAAUCAACGUAGAAGACGAUAUUAUAUCUGUAACAAAUUCUCUGUCAUGUGUUACUUUCAAAUUCAAAGAUUUAAAGUUUGAACCAUCAACAUGCAGAAACCUACUGUACGAAAGAAGAGGUGAAAUUUCAUGUACAUUGCAAGUUGAGAAACCUACCAGUGAAUUAGUGGCUGUUAAACUGAGAAAUAACAUCUUACAAGAACAGUUUGUCCGAGAAAUCAAAGCGAGUCAGAAUAAAUGUUAUUGCAAAUUGUGUGGACAGAAGAUUCUGAAAGAUUCUUGUCACUUUUUACGUGUUUUGCCACUCCCCUCUGAGAACUGGUCAGACUUUUCCGACAUGUGGUUUUGUCAUAAUCAUUCUCACUCUUCAAAUCACACUGAACAUGCUGGUGAACAAAACGACGUAGUCUCUGAUGUUAAACUGAGGCCAAAGCUAAAGGACUGCUUUGUUGCCGAGACUUAUUUCAUGAUCUUGUCAGAUCAAAUAAAGGAAAGGAAUGUGAGGAUAACACAAGAUGCCUGCAUCUAUUGUAAUCGAUGUAGGAAUCUUCUGGGUGAAGUUAACAGAGAAGAAAAUGGCGUGACAGGUCGUGGGAAAGUAUUGAAAUUUCUUAGGAGUUCUCUACACUUUCUCACUGAGGAAAACUCACUAAGUGAAAGGGAGAUUAUACAACAUGGAGGCUGCGAAGUGGAGGGUAUGUUUGCAAAUCUUCUUAUGGAAAAUAGCAGGCUUUAUACAAGUUUCAGGCUUUAUCUUAAUUCUUCUACUGAUGGGAAAGAGUUUGACUGUUUGAUAUGGAUAAUAGACCCCAAGCUAAUGAUAUUUUAUGGAAGUUCUCACUCCACAACGGUAGAAAACCUCAUCCCAGUCGAUGUUGUAAAAGUUUUGUUCAGAGUUCUACUGACACCUGGAAAUAACAGACAAGAGGAGCGAAAUUCCUGGAAGAAAGAUAACUCUGUUCAUAUGAUUUCUCUCCCCUACUCAAGCUGCCUGACUCUCUUAAAAAUACUGAUUGAUAAUGCGAAAUGCUUACCUUUAAAAUGCAGACAACAUGACAAAUUUAAUGUGGGAUUUUUGAAAUAUCAACAAGAAAAGAAAUCUCUGUAAAGACUGCACAAUCUUGCCUAUGUCCAGAACUCAAUAGCCUGUUUAUUCUAAUGCUGUCCUGAUGUUGGAAUUGUGUAAUGAAAGUCUAUCAAUAAAUAUCAAUUUGUUUUGUGAAAUA
This is a messenger RNA of Saccostrea echinata, 1419 nucleotides long. RefSeq names its product E3 ubiquitin-protein ligase E3D-like. NCBI's taxonomy places the organism in Eukaryota, Metazoa, Mollusca, Bivalvia, Ostreida, Ostreidae. The transcript has 8 exons. The coding region runs from base 60 to 1301 and encodes 413 amino acids. The record is from RefSeq and is a predicted model, not a curated record. Gene Ontology annotation, molecular function: cyclin binding; ubiquitin conjugating enzyme binding; ubiquitin protein ligase activity. Gene Ontology annotation, biological process: protein autoubiquitination; protein polyubiquitination; protein monoubiquitination. Gene Ontology annotation, cellular component: ubiquitin ligase complex; nucleus; cytosol.